UAGGAAGAGGAGGAGUGGCCUGGACCGGCAGCCGACCGACCGUCACUUACAAACUGGAGCGGUGCUCCUUUCCGAAGAUCACUUGCUCACCUGCACGGCCACGGUGGGACUGAGACGGAGAGACACACACAUGCUCACGGGGAGAGAAGGAGGCAAAGAUCAACUCCCUGCUCCCGGGCACCGUUCAGCACAUUGACCAUUGAAAGGACGUCUGUCACUCACCGGCUGACGAAAUGAGCAAGAAGAUGGAGGACGAGGCCGUGCUGGACCGCGGUGCGUCCCUCGUCAAGCACAUCUGCGACCAGGAGGAAGUGGAAGGUCACCACACCGUUUACAUCGGCGUGCGGGUGCCCAAGAGCUACCGGCGUCGGCGGCGCCACCGUCGCCAAAAGCCCGGCCACAAGGACAGGAAGGAGCGUACGGCGGAAAAUGCGUCCGACCGGUCCGACAAUGAGAACAACGACGAGGCCGGCAAUAGCAUCCUCAAACCCCUCAUCUCGCCGGCCGCCGAGAGGAUCCGCUUCAUCCUCGGGGAGGACGAUGACGGGCCGCCGCCCCCUCAGCUCUUCACCGAGCUGGACGAGCUGCUGUCAGUGGACGGCCAGGAGAUGGAGUGGAAGGAGACGGCCAGGUGGAUCAAGUUUGAGGAGAAGGUAGAAAAAGGCGGUGAGCGCUGGAGCAAACCUCACGUGGCCACCUUGUCCCUGCAUAGCCUGUUUGAGCUGCGCACCUGCAUCGAGAAAGGAACCAUCAUGCUGGACAUGGAGGCGUCCACUCUGCCUCAGGUGGUCGAGCUGAUAACAGACAACCAGAUCGAGAACGGUCAGCUGAAGCCUGAAUUCAAGGACAAGGUGAUGUACACGCUGCUGCGCAAACAUCGCCACCAGACCAAGAAGUCCAACCUGCGUUCGCUGGCCGACAUCGGCAAGACUGUCUCCAGCGCAAGUAGGCUCUUUUCCAACCAGGAGAACGCCCGUAGUCCUCUGGAGACCUCUGUGACGUGCCUGUCGAGCGGCAUCUCAAUGGAGGACUUGCAGAGUCAAAGGAGCACCAGCAUGGAUUGGCUCAAUAGUCCCACCACCACCCACCGAAAUCUGACCUCCAGCAGCCUGAACGACAUCUCUGACAAGCCGGAGAAAGACCAGCUGAGGAACAAAUUCAUGAAGAAGUUGCCCAGAGAUGCUGAGGCCUCCAACGUGCUGGUGGGCGAGGUCGACUUCCUGGAUGCGCCCUUUGUGGCCUUUGUGCGUCUGCAGCAGGCCGUGAUGCUCGGCGCCCUGACCGAAGUUCCCGUUCCAACAAGAUUUUUAUUUGUCCUGCUCGGGCCCAAAGGUAAAGCCAAGUCGUAUCAUGAGAUUGGACGAGCCAUCGCUACGCUCAUGUCAGACGAGGUGUUCCACGACAUUGCGUACAAGGCCAAGGACAGGCAGGACCUGCUGGCCGGCAUCGACGAGUUCUUGGACGAGGUGAUCGUGCUGCCUCCUGGCGAGUGGGAUCCUGCUAUCCGGAUAGAACCACCUAAAACACUGCCGUCCUCCGACAAAAGGAAAAACAUGUAUGCGGGUGGUGACCCUCAGAUGAAUGGCGACAUGCCUCACGACGGCGGUCACGGAGAAGGCGGGCACGCCGUGGGUGAGGAGCUGCAGAAGACAGGAAGGUUUUGUGGCGGCCUACUGCUGGACAUCAAAAGAAAAGCGCCUUUCUUUCUCAGCGACAUCACCGACGCCUUCCACAUACAGGCCCUGUCUGCCAUCCUUUUCAUCUACCUGGGCACCGUCACCAACGCCAUCACCUUUGGCGGGCUUCUGGGCGACGCCACGGAGAACAUGCAGGGUGUUCUGGAGAGCUUCCUGGGAACGGCCAUCACGGGCGGUGUCUUCUGCCUGCUGGCCGGCCAGCCGCUCACCAUCCUCAGCAGCACCGGACCUGUCCUCGUCUUUGAACGCCUCCUUUUCAACUUCAGCAAGGACAACGAAUUCAACUACCUGGAGUUCCGCCUCUGGAUCGGCCUGUGGUCAGCAUUCCUGUGUCUGGUGCUGGUGGCCACCGAUGCCAGCUACCUGGUCAAGUACUUCACACGCUUCACCGAGGAAGGCUUCUCGGCCCUCAUUAGCUUCAUCUUCAUCUACGACGCCUUCAAGAAGAUGAUCAAGCUGGCACACCACUACCCCAUCAACUCCGACUUUCGCAUGGAGCACGUCACGCAGUACGACUGCCUCUGCAUGGCGCCCACUGUCCUCGAAAACAACUCAGAUUUCACCGGCGACCCCUUAGAGGGCACCUCCAUCUGGUUCUGGAACAACACGGAUCUGCCCAUGAACGCCACGUGGUCGUCGCUCAGCCGGACAGAAUGCUUGAAGUACAACGGUGAGCUGGUGGGCAAGGCUUGCGACGUCGUGCCCGACAUCGCGCUCAUGUCCUGCAUCCUCUUCUUCGGAACAUACAUCUGCUCCAUGGGCCUGAAGACGUUCAAGACCAGCCCCUUCUUCCCCACCACCGUGAGGAAACUCAUCAGUGACUUUGCCAUUAUCCUGACUAUCCUUAUCUUCUGCGGUGUGGACGCAAUGGUCGGUGUGGACACGCCCAAACUCAUAGUGCCAACUGAAUUCAAGCCGACAAGCCCUCUCCGAGGCUGGUUUGUGCCGCCCUUUGGGGGCAACCCCUGGUGGGUGUACCUGGCGUCGGCCCUGCCCGCCCUGCUGGUCACCAUCCUGAUCUUCAUGGACCAGCAGAUCACUGCGGUGAUCGUCAACAGGAAGGAGCACAAGCUCAAGAAAGGUGCGGGCUACCAUCUGGAUCUGUUCUGGGUGGCCGUGCUGUUGGUGGUGUGCUCCUUCAUGGGCCUGCCGUGGUACGUGGCGGCCACCGUCAUCUCCAUCGCUCACAUCGACAGCUUGAAGAUGGAAACGGAAACGUCGGCGCCUGGGGAGCAGCCCAAGUUCUUAGGAGUCAGGGAGCAGAGGGUCACUGGCAUAAGUGUGUUCAUGCUUACUGGACUGUCGGUGUUCAUGGCUCCCAUUUUAAAGUUCAUCCCUAUGCCGGUGCUGUAUGGAGUCUUCCUGUACAUGGGAGUGGCCUCUCUCAAAGGAGUUCAGUUCAUGGACCGUCUAAAGCUGCUGCUGAUGCCGGCCAAGCACCAGCCCGACCUGAUUUAUCUGCGACACGUGCCCCUCAGGAAGGUCCACCUGUUCACCUUCAUCCAGGCGCUCUGCCUGGCCCUGCUCUGGAUCCUCAAGUCCACCGUGGCAGCCAUCAUCUUCCCCGUCAUGAUCCUGGCGUUGGUGGCCGUGAGGAAGGCCAUGGAUUACAUGUUCUCGCAGCACGACCUCAGCUUCUUGGACGACGUCAUCCCCGAGAAAGACAAGAAGAAGAAAGAGGAUGAGAAGAAGAAGUGCAGCAGCCAAGACAGCGAUGCCGAUGACUCUGACUAUCCUUACAAUGAGAAUGUUCCCAGCAUUAAAAUUCCCAUGGACAUGAUGGAGCAGGAACCCUUCUUAGGUGGUCAGGCCACAGACACAGAGAAAUCAGCUUCGUUCCUCGAGCAACACACCUCGUGCUGAGCAGCUUCGCUACUACCAGGCCAACUGCUUGUCCAGCCGCGAGAUGAGUCCGCUGAAGCCGGUGCCUCAAAUUAGAAUAGACAUGGACCCGGACGACGGCAACCCUUUCUACUGGCGGAGCCGAGGAUCCGAGACGUCUCUCUAGGCCUGCCAAGACUCCACCCGGAGGGGGGGGGGGCAUCCAGGGCCGAGACCCCCCCACCCCCACCAUCUUCUUCUUCUACUACAAAUCAGAACAAGCAAGCUAACUCUACUACUUCUUCUAUGCAACUGCAGCUCUGUCUUACCGCGCAUGGAGUUCCCUCCCUGCUUCGUUUUAUAUCUAUCAUCCAUCUAUACUUUUAUAUGUACAAAUAUAUAAAUACAAAUCUCUUAUAUAUUAUGAUAACAUUUUCCUGUAGCAGGAAAAGUACAUUUUAAUAGUCUACCUCUUGUUUCAAACGAACACGUGUCGAUUGAGCUGGGGAUUUGCUGUAUCAUAGACGGAAAAGGGGUGCUUAUGUGAUUAAAUAGUUAUUAACGGUUAAUGGACAAGACACAGAUUUUGAUUUAUUUUUAUUAAUUAAAUCAGAGUUUAUUUUAUUUCAUUUUUUAAUGAUUCUGUUUUUGUGUGUUGGUAACUUUUGCGUACGUCGGGUUUUCCUCAGCUAUAAGCGAUAUCGUGUUUGCGAUACGUUACCUUUCAAGUGGCUUAUAAGGUCCAUUCAGACUAGUAUUCAUAAUAUAAUAAAAAUCUGUGACAUUCAUGACUAAUCAAAACUGACAUUUAUAACUCAUAAAUAUUAGCCUUUUCAUUUUCUUUUUUUAAAACAAGUUAUCUUAAACACACGCACACACACACAAAAUCCCCUAUUCUAGUUCUGGAAAAUAAAAAAUCUUUAUGACAUUGCGCUAUUUAGCUUAACUCAUUCACUGCCAGCCUUCCCAGUUAACAUGGAUAUUUGACUUCUAAAGCCGUCAAUGGCAGUAAAUGUGUUAACAUUACGACUGGUAGGUGACUCCAAAAUUACCUUAAUUAAAAUAUAUAUAUCUGUUGAUCACUGAAAUUUAUUUCAAGUAGCUUUGGUCCCCAGAAAGACAAGUGUCCUGUGUCUUGUAAUCCAGGCGGCUUUCUAGCGCAAAAAAUUGGCAUCUCAAAUUGGACAGUGUCUUGAGUUUUGGGUAUGUUCGGGGAGUGCUCAAUACGCGUAAUAAAAACCUCGUUUUUAACUAAACUAUAGUUGACAACUUGCUGGAAGUGAAAUUUUACUCCUGAAAUUCCCCAAAUAUAAUCUCUAAAUCUAAUAAAUAUGGAACACUGGCUAUAGUCCCAGUAAAAGAAACUUUCAUGUGACCUGUAAUCCAAACGUUUCAACCUAUUUGUCACCUCCAUGGGGACACUAAACGAUUCUAAAAGAUAACUUGAAGUCAUAAACUGUUGCAAAUACCACAUCUAAAAAUGAUACAUACUGUAUUUUUCUGUAGCCCCUGUAAAGAAACUGCCCUGUGUGAUCCUAAAUGAUUCGAAAGCAAAACAUUUUUCAGUAAACUCCUCAGAUAGCACCUCUUAAAACAUUAAAUAUUUCUCUCGAGCCCCUGUAAAGAAACUGCCUAGUGUCCUGUAAUCCAGGCGUCAUUCUAGCAACGGAUUUGUCAUCUAAAGGGUGACCCUGAACUAUUCAAAAAGGUUUUUUUCAAAUCUUAAACACCCCGAAUAUCACAUCUAAAAAUAAUAACUCUUUCUUGUGUUUUCACUGUCUCAAGCCUCUCUAAAGAAAUUGUACUGUGUCCUGUCAUCCGGGUGGCACUGUAGCAACAGAUUUGACAUCUCAAGGGUGACGGUAAACUAUUCUAAAGUGAAUUUUUCGUUUUAAAAAAAUAAAACAAAAAAACAUUAAAAAGCACUAUAAUUUAUUCUAAGUAGCUUUGAUCAGCAGAAAGAAAAGUAUCCUAUGUCCUGUAAUCUCGGUGACACUCUAGCAACAGAUUUGACAUCCCUAGGAUGGAAAUGAUUCGAUAGGUUUUAGUCAAAAAUCUCCUUAAAAACUAGUAAAUUCUAUUGAGUAGCCUCAGUGUGUCUUGUAUCCUGUAAUUUAGGCGACACUGUUAAACAGAGUUGACGAAGUGACUGGUAAUCUGCAAUUAUCAAGUGUGUUUAUGACUGGUCAUUUACAGAAGCGGUUUGUUUGUUUGUCCCACUUCAAGAUAUGUAUUCACACCAUUUAGAAUAUAAAGGCUGUCACAUUGUGGAUGUUGCGAAGGGUUUCCAAUUGCACCGAAGAGCAGAAUGGCCUAUUUAACAGCAUGUUAGCAUGUUAGCCCAUCAGCCAAAGUAACGAUAUGAUAUUUAUAAUCCACGUUUUUUGUUGUUGUUUUUUUUUUGCCAAAACAAAUAUAAUAAUAAUCAAUACAUUUAUGAGUUAUGAACGGGCAUAAAAACAUAAGCUUUUUUUUCUUGUUUGACUGUUGAUUAACCUUUUGGGUGACUUUUGAGAGUACGUACUUUAGACAUUCUAUUUUUCAAAUGAAAUGUAUAUUGAAAAUAAAAAUGUAUUAAACGGA
Phyllopteryx taeniolatus (common seadragon) is the source of this 6101-nucleotide messenger RNA. It is a transcript of the gene slc4a4a, whose product is annotated as solute carrier family 4 member 4a. Lineage: Eukaryota; Metazoa; Chordata; Actinopteri; Syngnathiformes; Syngnathidae. Bases 234 to 3560 code for a protein of 1108 amino acids. Gene Ontology annotation, cellular component: basolateral plasma membrane; plasma membrane. The record is from RefSeq and is a predicted model, not a curated record. Gene Ontology annotation, biological process: monoatomic anion transport; regulation of intracellular pH; bicarbonate transport. The transcript has 28 exons. Gene Ontology annotation, molecular function: sodium:bicarbonate symporter activity; monoatomic anion transmembrane transporter activity; solute:inorganic anion antiporter activity.